Messenger RNA from Pezoporus flaviventris, 1665 nucleotides. It is a transcript of the gene MED4, whose product is annotated as mediator complex subunit 4. NCBI's taxonomy places the organism in Eukaryota, Metazoa, Chordata, Aves, Psittaciformes, Psittacidae. The transcript has 8 exons. Bases 393 to 1082 code for a protein of 229 amino acids. Gene Ontology annotation, biological process: regulation of transcription by RNA polymerase II. The record is from RefSeq and is a predicted model, not a curated record. Gene Ontology annotation, cellular component: mediator complex; core mediator complex. Gene Ontology annotation, molecular function: transcription coregulator activity.
AGUGGUUCUGGGUCGGGCUCGUGACAGGGGUCGUGAUGGCGGCGGCCUCGGCUGCGGCGGCUGGGGGUGGUGGAGGGGAGCGCAGCAGCACCCGGGAGCGGCUUCUGGCGGCGCUGGAGGAUCUCGAGCUCUUGGCCAGGUUCUGGCCCCAGUGCUGAAUGAGUCAUACAUCCCACUCAGCUGUUUGCACUGAAACAAGCAGAGAAUCUGUUCCAAGGACAGUGUCCUCAGAUAGACAGUUACUCAUGCCAUUAGAAGCCAAAUAAGUUUGCUGAGUUUACAGAAAUGCCUUUUUAUGUUGUGGUCUUGUUGCUUAGUGAGUUCCCUCCAAGGUUCUUGAUGGCUUUUCAGAAUGGUGACAAAGUAAAUGGGUACCUGGAAGUGUGAUCAAGAUGGAGCUAAUUGAAAUUUUGGCAAUUUCAAGAAACCAGAAGCUUCCACAACCAGGAGAGGAGACCCAGAUCCUGGAACUGCUGAUUCAGAGAGAUGGAGAGUUUCAAGAGCUAAUGAAGCUGGCAGUUGAUCAGGGGAAAAUCCAUCAUGAAAUGCAGCUUUUAGAAAAGGUAGUAGAAAAGAGGGAUAAUGAUAUUCAGCAGCUGCAGAAACAACUAAAAGAAGCAGAGCACAUACUGGCAACAGCUGUUUAUCAAGCAAAGGAAAAGCUGAAAUCAAUUGAAAAAGCAAGAAAAGGUGCCAUUUCUUCUGAAGAAAUAAUUAAAUAUGCCCAUAGGAUCAGUGCUAGCAAUGCUGUGUGUGCCCCUCUCACAUGGGUACCAGGGGACCCACGUAGGCCAUAUCCUACAGAUCUGGAAAUGAGGAGUGGUCUCUUGGGUCAGAUGAACAACCCAUCCACCAAUGGAGUUAAUGGACACUUACCAGGGGAUGCACUUGCUGCGGGCAGACUGCCAGAUGUGCUGGCUCCUCAGUAUCCUUGGCAGUCAAGUGAUAUGUCAAUGAACAUGCUACCUCCUAAUCAUAGUAAUGACUUCAUGUUGGAGCCUCCAGGACACAAUAAAGAGAAUGAAGAUGAUGUAGAAGUUAUGUCAACAGACUCCUCAAGCAGCAGUAGUGACUCAGACUAGGUACAAGAGGGACAGUAUCCCUAGUAGACCUUUCCUGUGGUAAAGGUAGGUUGGGUGCUGUUCAUCAUAAGACACAAUAUCCUUUUAUUACACUGGUGGCCCUGUGUAGGGAGAAGAUAACAGCUGGCUCAGAAAUAGGGUGACUAAUUUAUAAAUCAUGGACUUUUUAGAAUAUUUUUUUGCAUUAGAUAUUCAAGUAAAAUGACUGGGAGCUUUCUGCUGGAGGAGAGAUGUCACAUUUCCAGCGAUUAUGUAAAUGUGUGAAUGUGUAUGUUUGCAAGAGACAUGGUGUGUAUAUAUAUAUGUUUACUAUACAUUAGAUGACAAAAGUUCCUGGGAAAAAAGGUGUAAGGGGAAUCCCCAUGUACGUUAGUAACUUUACUCUUUUGAUGAUAGCCUUUUCUAUGGCACAGAAAUGAGACAUGACAUUUAUAAUUUUAAUACCUUUUUUUUUUUUUUGUCACUGCCUAAAUCCAUGUUUUUGAGCCAAGAACAAAAACAUGGGAAUAAGGUGUAAGGAAAAAAGUUUGUAAUUAUUGUAAUAUAUAAUGAUAUGUCAUAAAUAAACUUAGCUUUGAUCUAA